AUGCCACCUGUGCCCCCUGCUCGGGUCAGUCAAAUCCACAAAGUUCUCAGCUCAACUCCAAACCAUCUGCCACCCUCACUGGGCCAAACCAAUAGUUCUAGCUCCAGAGUGGGACCAGGCCUGAGCCGCAGGCCGAGAGGUGUGUUACUCGAUGAGGACUCUUGCCAUAAUACCUCUGACUCAGUGUUUGGUCACCAUGGCAACGUGGGGGGUAGGCCAGGAUCAGCAGACUUCAGCCACAACACGUCCAGCUCCAACUCCCCUGUCAAUUUCAGAGACUCAGUCGAUUGUCAGCCACGCUCAGCCAGUCUGUCCAGCGAUGACAUCAUGGGUCUCAGCCGAUCGCAGCUGACUCUGUCACGUAGCUCCACCCUCCCAUACGACCAGACGCCCCAGAGGGCCCAGCCUCAGCGGGGAGGCGGAGUCAAGACCAAGACUCGCUCAUCUUCACCUGGGAGUCAGAUGGUGACACUGGAAGAGUUUCUACAAGAGAGCAACGUACAGUCCCCUCCUAUGGUAAGAAGUCUGUGUGUGUGUCUGUGCUUAUAUUUGCAGCUUAGUGAGGACCAAAAAGCAUAUAAUCCACAGGGAGUGAGGACAUUUUGGCUCAUUUGGGGGUUAUGA
This is a messenger RNA of Solea senegalensis (Senegalese sole), 624 nucleotides long. Its product is annotated as protein Daple-like. NCBI's taxonomy places the organism in Eukaryota, Metazoa, Chordata, Actinopteri, Pleuronectiformes, Soleidae. Bases 1 to 624 code for a protein of 207 amino acids. The transcript has 4 exons. The record is from RefSeq and is a predicted model, not a curated record.